Pyricularia pennisetigena is the source of this 1149-nucleotide messenger RNA. RefSeq lists its product as uncharacterized. Gene Ontology annotation, biological process: carbohydrate metabolic process. Gene Ontology annotation, cellular component: extracellular region. Gene Ontology annotation, molecular function: cellulose binding; hydrolase activity, hydrolyzing O-glycosyl compounds. The transcript has 5 exons. The record is from RefSeq and is a predicted model, not a curated record. Lineage: Eukaryota; Fungi; Ascomycota; Sordariomycetes; Magnaporthales; Pyriculariaceae. The coding region runs from base 1 to 1149 and encodes 382 amino acids.
AUGCGUACUCCGGCUCUCGUCCUCGCGCUUGCUCCGGCAGCGGCCUUUGGCCAGGCUGCUCUUUGGGGCCAAUGUGGCGGCCAGGGAUGGACUGGUGCUACCACUUGCGUCUCCGGUGCUGUGUGCCAAAAGUCCAAUGACUAUUACUCGCAGUGUGUUCCCAGCAGCGGUGGAAGCCAGCCCUCGCCCGAGCCGCAGCCGACCCAGCCGAGCAACCCUGGCGGCGGCAAUUCUGGCUCUGGCCUGGACGGCAAGAUCAAGAACAGGGGAAAGCUGUACUUUGGCACGUCGAUGGACCAUUACGACCUCAACAAGGCGCAGUUGACAAACAUUGUCAAGGCGCAGUUUGGUCAAAUCACCCACGAGAACAGCAUGAAGUGGGAUGCUAUUGAGCCCUCACGCAACUCAUUCUCAUGGACCAACGCCGAUGCCGUCGUCAACUUCGCCACGGCCAACGGCAAGGUCCUCCGCGGGCACACGCUCCUCUGGCACUCGCAGCUGCCGCAGUGGGUCAGCAACAUCAACGACCGCAACACGCUCACGCAGGUGAUCCAGAACCACGUCACGGCCAUGGUGACGCGCUACCGCGGCAAGAUCCUGCAGUGGGACGUGGUCAACGAGAUCUUUGCCGAGGACGGCAGCCUGCGCGACAGCGUCUUCAGCCGGGUGCUCGGCGAGGACUUUGUCGGCAUCGCCUUCCGCGCCGCCCGCGCCGCCGACCCCAACGCCAAGCUCUACAUCAACGACUACAACCUCGACAUUGCAAACUACGCAAAGGUCACCCGGGGCAUGGUCGAGAAGGUCAACAAGUGGGUCGCCCAGGGCAUCCCCAUCGACGGCAUCGGCUCGCAGGCCCACCUCGCCCAGCCCGGCGGCUGGAACCCGGCCUCGGGCGUCCCUGCUGCCCUCAGGGCCCUGGCUGCUGCCAAUGUCAAGGAGAUCGCCAUCACCGAGCUGGACAUUGCCGGAGCUGCUGCCAACGACUACGUCACCGUCGUCAACGCUUGUCUGCAGAUCUCCAAGUGUGUUGGUAUUACCGUCUGGGGUGUUUCCGACGCUAUCAGCUGGCGCGCCAACGAGAACCCGCUCCUGUACGACCGCAACUACCAGCCCAAGGCCGCCUACACCGCCGUCAUGAACGCUUUGUAA